Chara braunii is the source of this 2196-nucleotide messenger RNA. The record is from the annotation of a GenBank genome assembly. Lineage: Eukaryota; Viridiplantae; Streptophyta; Charophyceae; Charales; Characeae.
GAGGACUCUUAUGUGCAGUGAUAUCUUGGUAGCAAGAGGAUAUUUAUGCGAAUGACUCUCUGGCCAAUGUUUAUUGGGAGGUCUGCGGAAGUGUAGAUGGCAUUGCUUUGCAGGGCACUGGAAGAAGUACAAUCAUGAAGUCAUUUGCAUUGAGCAACACAGGAUCCAGGUUGGGAGUCCAUGGACCCUCGCCUCCCUCCAGGGUGAUAAAAACAACAGCCAGGUGCUGCUGCUGCAGCAAAGCCAGUUACCGCCACCAAGUUAUCAAGACUUCCCGUCCGCCAGUGCUGGUAAAAAAACCGGCCAGCCGCAGCGACUGCACAGUCAAUUACCAAGCUCCUGCUGCUCUUUGGGGAAGACGGUCAGCUGUCCGGAACGUUGUCGAAGAACACCCUGCGCGGCUGGCAGGAAUAAUAGGUUGGUGGGCGGCCUGGCGAGACCUACUUUUCCAUGUAUUCGCCAGAUACAUCCUUGGAUUUAUCCCCCAUGUCUCCUUGAGUGAUGCGACAGGAUUUCCCAGGGCAAAUGGACAAGAGGAGGCACACAACCCUGUCCAUCCCAGACAACGGAGGAAGGCAGGUUGCAUAGUACGCCGGAAACUGAAUACCAACAGCCUAAGGAUUCAGGCAAAGAAGAAGGACGAGCAGGGAAAGGGUAAUGGAGAUGGGGUUUUGGUGGGCUGUGAUUGCAAUGGGGAAGUGGCAGAUGUCUUGCAGAAAUCAGAGGAGCUGGCACGGACUCGACAAUUGGUGGAGACUGCAAUGCUUGCAGCGACGGCAGGACUAGCAUUCUUCAUCACAAACCUUCUGCGACUGGAGGGGUAUAUAGGGUGUUUUCUUCCCCUUCCGCCAGUAAUUGCAGCAUUGCGGUGGAAUGCUGCCGCCGGGCGAAAAACGAUGGUAGCGACAUUGCUAUUGCUGUUCAUCAUCGGCGGCCCUCUGAAGGCGGUAUCGUAUGUGUUACUCCACGGCAUGUUGGGCAUGGUUAUAGGAGGGCUAUGGAGUUGGCAUGUGAGCUGGACGUCCUCGUUGCUGCUCUGCAAGCUUGUGCGGAUGUUGGGGCUGAUACUGUCUGUGGCUAUGUCGUCCUGGUUCAUAAAAGAGAAUCUUUUAGCAUUGUUGAUCAAUCAAGCACAUGCGUCGCUGGGGCAACUGUGUGUUUUCCUCGGAAUCAAUGCCUCUCCCAGUGUUUCCCUCAUCAUCAUGGCUGUGUGCGCACUGAUAUUCCUAAACUGCAUCGUCUUUGUGUUUCUGUUACAUGUGCUUCCGGUCGCCUUGUCGAUGUCGCCUUGCGCUUCACUGCACGGUUGCCGAGCUGCACGUCCGCUUGCCCCGUCGUUUCUUGGAGUCGUCUUUGCAGGGGCAGCGCCGGCCGUGAGAUUGCAUCAAGUACCUUGCAAGUUAAGCGGUGUAGCUGUUCAACCAACUAUGGCUUCACCCGGAGAGUUACAUCGUGGAGCAGCCGCGUGGUUAUGUACUCUGGAAAGGGGCCAGCGGAGGCUGCAGCUGAUCGUGGGUGAGCUGUAUCUCCAAAAGCAGCAGGGGACGGAGGUUGACAGGGGGGCGAUUUCACUGCUUGUCUGGCUGGCUGGUAGGAGCCAGGAUAUGCUGGCGAUCAUCUGGGAGCUGGAAGAGGGGCCAGCUUCUCAGCUUGAUCCCAUCAUUGAUUGGAGCCAGGCGGAUGAGCUGUUGAAUGUCUGUUAUGCCCGCUCCGAAGAGGGUGUCGCCCUCCGUACAGAGUUGGAGGACAGCAUAGGUUACCUUGGUGGCACCCGCAUCAUUGACGACGACUAUAACACCGUCACCAACAACAAUACCAACAACAACAACAACAGCAAUAAUACCAACAACUUUGGUGGCUGCGAGGACUGCACCGAGUGCACUGACAAAGGUAAGCCUGGUGGACGUGAGGACAGCAUCGGAGGCAAGAGCGGCACCUGCACCAUCGGAGGAUGAUAACACUGAUUCACACCAACGUCGAUAACAGCAACAACGAAGAUUACAACAACAUCAACAAUACUCGUUCUACGCUCUCUCCCCGCGUGGCGCGAAUGGAGUUGUCGCCUCCCGUCGCUCGCCUUUCUGCUGGGAGGGGAGGAGGUUACAUCCCGUCUGAUGGCUCAAGUACAGGAGGGUUUCCCUGCACCCUGCCUUCCUUCGAUGACAUGGCUGAUGCUAAUGAAUUUGGUACAGGUAC